GAAGGAUCAGGAAGACGGAGAAGAAAAGAAAUCUGUGCAAAAGAAAAAAGUGAAAGAAUUAAAGGUGCUGGAUUCAAAGACAUCCCAGAAUCUAUCAAUCUUCCUGGGCUCCUUCCGCAUGCCCUACCAAGAGAUUAAGAACGUCAUCCUGGAGGUGAAUGAGGCUGUACUCACUGAGUCCAUGAUCCAGAACCUCAUCAAGCAGAUGCCGGAGCCAGACCAGUUAAAAAUGCUCUCAGAACUGAAGGACGAAUACGACGAUCUGGCCGAGUCGGAGCAGUUUGGAGUGGUGAUGGGCACCGUGCCCUGCCUGCGGCCUCGUCUCAAUGCCAUCCUUUUCAAGCUCCAGUUCGGCGAGCAGGUGGAGAAUAUCAAGCCCGAGAUCGUCUCUGUGACUGCUGCGUGUGAGGAACUGCGCAAGAGCGAGAACUUCUCCAGCCUCCUGGAGAUCAUCCUGCUCGUGGGCAACUAUAUGAAUGCCGGCUCCCGGAACGCCGGUGCUUUCGGCUUCAACAUCAGCUUUCUGUGCAAGCUCCGAGACACCAAGUCCACGGAUCAGAAGAUGACACUGCUUCACUUCCUUGCGGAGUUAUGUGAGACUGAGCACCCCAAUGUCCUCAAGUUCCCAGACGAGCUUGCCCACGUGGAGAAAGCCAGCCGAGUCUCUGCUGAAAACCUGCAGAAGAAUCUAGAUCAGAUGAAGAAACAGAUUUCCGAUGUGGAGCGUGAUAUUGAGAAGUUCCCACCUGCCACAGAUGAGAAAGACAAGUUUGUUGAAAAAAUGACUAUAUCCUUUCUUAAAACAAGAAUUCGCCCUUUGAGAUGGGGAAGGAGAACUUUCCAUGGCUGGACAGCAAGACUGAUCUGGUCAGACACAAUUUUCCUUCUUUAAAAAGGCUUCCUUUAA
Messenger RNA from Sorex fumeus (smoky shrew), 907 nucleotides. RefSeq names its product protein diaphanous homolog 1-like. Gene Ontology annotation, molecular function: microtubule binding; actin binding. Gene Ontology annotation, cellular component: cytoplasm; actin filament. Lineage: Eukaryota; Metazoa; Chordata; Mammalia; Eulipotyphla; Soricidae. The record is from RefSeq and is a predicted model, not a curated record. Gene Ontology annotation, biological process: actin filament polymerization. The transcript has 6 exons. Bases 119 to 892 code for a protein of 257 amino acids.